GUCUUCAGAAUCACAGACCACUUCACUGUCGGUCUUCAGUUUCAGACGCCCGCGAGGAGGACUCGUCAGGGAUGUUACAAAAGCCCGAACGCUUGCAGGGGGUUUUGGCCUGAAGCAAAGCUGCAAGAGCUUUACUUUUGAAGGUUUUGCAAGGCACGUGCCUGGGAAGUUCCUAUUUCGUACUUCAAUGUUCUGGUGUCUCCUGGCUCGAGCACAAUUCCAAAAGCAACCUUGACAGAAAGCUCUUCUUUGACCAGAUAACUCUGUUUUUCUAUGACAAGCCCGUAUUAGCAUUACGAAACCUAGUGUGCAUGCGGUAAUUUUGCAAUGGCUUCGCGUCAGGAUGGUGGAGGAUAUCAACCGCCAAAGUAUGAUGAUGUAGCGGGUCCAGAUUAUGAGCCCCUUCGAGACUUGGCUGAAGCUGGUGAGGAGAGCUUGCAGCCUAGGAGGUCAGCAGAGAGGCCUAAGCAAUGGACUACGGGCAUUUGCGGCUGCUUCAGCGACCUUCAAACCUGUUGUCUUGGACUGUGGUGCCCGUGCCUUCUCUUUGCCAAGAACGUGGAGAUGCUGACUGGGAACCCAAGCAUUGGACCCUGCAUACUGCACUCUGGGGUGGGGGCUGCAGUGGCCUCCGUCAUGAUCUUCUUCUUUGGGCCCUUUGGCCUUCUCUGUAGUUGCGCGUCGUGUUACGCGUCAAUGUACAGAAAGCAGAUUCGUGGAAAGUAUGGCCUAGAGGAGGCGCCAUGCAAUGAUGUUAUGCUGCACUACUGCUGUCAUUUCUGUGCGCUCUGCCAGGAGUUUCGGGAGCUAAGGGAAGCUGGGGCUGGAGCAGGCCCUUACUCUGGGACUCCGUUAGAGCCCCCAGUUCAACAGAGCAUAGCGCAGUACUAGGAUCACCACUUUCUUUAGAGAGCAAGCACUUUGCUAUUACAGAAUGUAACAUAGGGAGACAUUGGAGGGUUGAUGGAGAGCCAGAGAGUAUAAAUGGUAGAAGCGGGCUCCACAAAAGUUCACUCUUGCAAGUUGCUUGGAGGAAAGGCCACUGCACAUUUGUAGUAAAAGCAGACCUGCUGUAGUGUUUCUGAUUGCCCUUUGCUAACUUCCAUUGGCAAGCAGGCAUAGCAAGCCUACGUUGCUCGUACGUGUGGCACACGGGCGCUUUUUGAAUAUCUUGGGCUGUGUUUUCUUUGACAUCAGUGUCAGGUAUGAUCAUGUGUUCGAGC
Klebsormidium nitens is the source of this 1223-nucleotide messenger RNA. The record is from the annotation of a GenBank genome assembly. Lineage: Eukaryota; Viridiplantae; Streptophyta; Klebsormidiophyceae; Klebsormidiales; Klebsormidiaceae.